Molecule: messenger RNA, 1297 nt
Organism: Xiphophorus couchianus (Monterrey platyfish)
Lineage: Eukaryota; Metazoa; Chordata; Actinopteri; Cyprinodontiformes; Poeciliidae
Exons: 4
Coding region: 1-699 (232 amino acids)
Source: RefSeq, a predicted model, not a curated record
AUGGAUCAGGCGGCGGUGUUGGCUCUGGUUCUUCCACCAGCUUCUCUGGUGUCGGUGCUGACUACUCAGCCACCCAAGAAGCAGAGAUUGCUGAAAUGGGUCACUGGAGCGCUCGCCAUGUUCCUCUGGGAAUGGUUGCGACCCGCCCUGUGUACCCUUCAUCCCUCGUCGUCCACACUGGCAGUGGCUGGUGUGGAGGGUGAGGUCUGCUUGUGGAUGGCGGUGAGGUGCAAUCACCACUUUCCUUUCAGAGGUCAUCAGCUUGGUCCAACAGGAUGGUUCAGGAGUUCCUGGAUUUGUCUGCUGCUCUUCAGCUUUGGUGCAUGUGCUCCUAUUCAGAAAAGCAAGUAUCCACGUUAUCUACACUUGCUCAACAACGCAGAACACGACACCCAUUCUUUCUCUAAUUUGAGUUUAUUUUGUGGUUGGGUCAAACUGGUGCUGGUUACCACUCCAGAGGUUCUGUCUGCCGCCCAAGACGCAAGAAUCACUCGGAUGAUCGCCGACAAGCUGUGCCUGAAUCCUUACGGUAGCCGUCCUGCACUUUCACUGGAGCGCUCCCCAGGUUCCUCUGGCAAUGGUUGCGACCAUUAUUACCAGCGAGCACGAGACUUCCGCUCUGACUCGAAGUACACCCAGGACACAUUUGACCACAUCCUUGUACCUAAAACCCCACAGAACCCAGGGAGAGGGUCUUAAGAACACCAAAUGGACCAGUGAGCUAAAUGCAAAGCACUAUCUGAAUGACAGAACUUUUGGUCAUAUGCUGUUUUGUCGUUUCCUGCAGGUGAUGGUAGUUGAAGAAGUGAAGUGGAAGUGAAUCUCUGUAAAUAUUUUCUAAAUAAACCAAUGUGUUAAACAUCAUUCUUUAACUGGGGGGUACGACACUAACUUGUGCAGUGUAAGACUCCAACUUUUGUACCAUGUAUGUUGUGGAAGACUGGCACCUCAAUCGACCAGAAGUCCUUCUCUGACAAAUCGGCCAGAAACUAAUAACUUGAAGUAAAGGGUAGGAAUGGUAUCAAAAAGCAGUCGUUGUCUUAAGCCUACAUCCUGGAACUUUUGGCUGUAACCUACACAUGGCUGGCUAAACUGCCUCACUAGCAGCAUUUAAGGGAGAAGUCUGAAGCAACCAAGUUGCAGUCUGCCAUGACUUUGAGGAGCAGAAGACUAUAAUUUCAUGUGACAAUGACUAGGACUUGAACUUUGUCUCUCACUGCUGCAGAGUUGAUUUAACUGACAACUUGGGGCUUCUAACUUGGGGUGUGGUGCCUUCUAGGACCUGGCUCUUUAAUGG